AUGGAAGCGAUUAACAUACUUGUGCUUGGCGAUCCACUAUUUGGAAAAUCAUUACUAGCUGAGCGAUUUGCUAUGGCGACUGGAAACUACUGUGUGAUAGAGUAAGUAAAUCACAUUUUAAAUAAUCUUUAAAUUUUGACUUAGCUUUAGUCCUUAUCCCUAGCCCAGAAGCCCGAGAGCCCAUGCCCAUGCCCAUGCCCAUGCCCAUGCCUUAACCCUAGAAAACUUAAGUUAAAACGUAGGCUUAUAUUAUAUUUUUUAGGCCAUACAUUUACAAAGUAAUGCAACAAAUCGAUGGAAGUACUAUUCAGUUUUCACUUAUGAACAUACCAAAUGAAGAUAUUCGUCAAGAAGACUUUGUUAAAGCCAACGCUGUCUUGAUGGUGUUUGAUGAAGAUGACGUUGAAUCCUUGGAGAGGCUACAGAGGUUGUGGACGGAGCAUUUUGAAGCUAUGUGUGAAUCUUCUUUGGUCAUCCUUUGUGGUACGUUAGAAAAUGGCAAGAACUUUAUUUACAAAAUAAAAAACGGCAAAAACUUUCUUUACGAAAAUUAAAACGGCAAGAACUUUCUUUACAAGACCUAAAAUGGCAAGAACUUCUUUACGAAACAAAAAAUGGCAAGAACUUUCUUUACAAAACCUAAAAUGGUACGGACUUUCUUUACAAGACCUAAAAUGGCAAGAAAUUUUUUUAAAUGAGUCUAAAUGGCAAAUACUUUCUUUACAAACAAUUUUGUAGGUAUCACCAGCUAUGUGCAUCGAGACCGCCUCUUUUACCACAAUAAUGCCACAAGACAGGAAAUUGAAGAUUUUAAGGACAAAACAGAAGCGACCGCCUACUUCAGUGUUGACCUGGGAAGCCAAGAGCAAAUCUUUCAAGUGUUUGACAGGUUCUACAACGAAACCUUUGUACCUAAACCAAGGAAGCGAGAGAGAAGUUUGUCGUUGAAGUCUUUGAAAAGCUUGAAGUUUUGGUGA
Molecule: messenger RNA, 977 nt
Organism: Bursaphelenchus okinawaensis
Lineage: Eukaryota; Metazoa; Nematoda; Chromadorea; Rhabditida; Aphelenchoididae
Source: the annotation of a GenBank genome assembly